AUGUUGUCAAGAGAAGAAAGAGAGGCCUUGCAGAAAGUCGAGGAGUGGAUGGCAAAAUCGCAGGCGCCUGAGGAGGUUGAGGAUGAAACAGAAACCAAGCCUCGCUCGAGGCUGAGGCGAAGCAUGUCUGUAGAUAAAACUAGCGAACUAGUUAACAACGAUGAGACUCUGGCUAGGAGGCAGAAGUUGCGCAACAAGCUGAACUCUAUGGGAGGAAGCUUCAACAGCAAGAUGGGAGGAAGCUUCAACAGCAAGAGAGGCUCUCUGAACAUGUCAAGAUCACCCAUGGCAGGAAUCAUUGAGCGCACUCAGAGUCAUUCAACCAACCGUGAGGAUACGGGGAGAGGUCUCACGGGAGGCUACAAGUCUCAGCAGAACCAUGAUGUAUCCUCUCCUCUUGAGAGAUUUACGGCCGGGCUCAUUGGCACAGCGCUGGAUUGGACCAACACGAACUCUCCAAAGAGCGAAGGGAUGUCGAGAAGCAACAGCAUCCAAGACGGACUUACAGGGCUGUUCUCGUUCUUCACCAACCCGAAGGAGAGCAAUGAAGCUUCCGAUUCUAAUGCGAAUGCACAACAAGGAAAUACCAGCGACUCCAGUGAACCAGAGCAAUCAGAUCAUUUCGACCCCCCCAACUCUGGUGAUUCUUCCAGAAAUUUUCGCGGUUGGGAGGAGAAGGCCAGAUUGGCGUCUGAGAAGGCGAAGGAGGCGAAGGCUGCUGCUGGUACAGCACGCGACAACUUUGUGAAACGCCGAGCUUCGACAAGCGACUUGAUGUUGCUGGACAGAAGCAUUACGAUGUAA
Messenger RNA from Guillardia theta CCMP2712, 804 nucleotides. RefSeq lists its product as hypothetical. NCBI's taxonomy places the organism in Eukaryota, Cryptophyceae, Pyrenomonadales, Geminigeraceae. The record is from RefSeq and is a predicted model, not a curated record. The transcript has a single exon. The coding region runs from base 1 to 804 and encodes 267 amino acids.